This is a messenger RNA of Chenopodium quinoa (quinoa), 2069 nucleotides long. Its product is annotated as probable inactive poly [ADP-ribose] polymerase SRO5. The transcript has 5 exons. NCBI's taxonomy places the organism in Eukaryota, Viridiplantae, Streptophyta, Magnoliopsida, Caryophyllales, Amaranthaceae. Gene Ontology annotation, molecular function: NAD+ poly-ADP-ribosyltransferase activity. The record is from RefSeq and is a predicted model, not a curated record. Bases 645 to 1718 code for a protein of 357 amino acids.
GGCAAGCGUGAUAAAAGAAACAGAUCAAGUAAAAAAAACAUAGGAAGUAUGCUAUUAAAUUCACUUUCUUAAAACUUACAUCGUAUUUUUUCUUUUAAGAAGUAAAAUAUAGGAAUAUUUUACCUUACCAAAUAAAAAAAAUAAAAACAAGGGUAAAAUAGUCAAUUCACCUCAACCUCUACAGAGGCCCUACUAGAAAGUAGAUACCGCCUCCCUCCCCAAGUUUCGAAGUCCAUAAUAUUUUAUUUUUAAAAAAACACUUUCUUAAUUUAGUAAACCGACGGCAAACUCAGAGUUAGAUAUUUCCUGUUAUCCACCCAAAAAAAAAAAAAACAAUUUGCGAAAUUAAACCGCCUAAUUUAAAAAAUCCAUAAAACCGCCUCUAAAAAAUAAAAACCGGAAACCAGUUACCUUUGAAGUCGGUUCAUCUGUUACGUAAAUUCUUUCCCUUUCUCUCUCCUCCUCAUAUAAAUACAACCCCACUAUUUUCAUUCUUUUAUUAUUUCCGACAAAUUCAUAUUUCUUUCAUGAAAACUAAUUUUCUGAAAUAAUCACAAAUUUAGAUGAAAUUUUUUUGAAUUUUAUUCAUCAUAAAUUCUCAAAUCAAAACUCUUUGAUUUUGAUUUUCUGCAAAUUUGAUAAUAAUGGAAGCUUACAAUGUCCAACACCUUGAAUUCCCCAAGAAUUUCAUCACCAUCGAUUACGACAAUGAUUCCUCCUCCGUCUCCGAUUGCGAAAGCGGCAUCACCGGCGGAACCGGCGGCGGUCCGGAGGUGGUGACGUCAUCAUCUUCCUCCGGUGACCGCCGGCGAGGAAUCUUCGACGAAUCUCUCGCAGUUGAGCUCAGUGACGAUGAAAGAUCCUCCGAGGUGAUUCGCCGGAGAUUCCUCUCGGCAAUGGAGGAUGAGACGGAGGUGGUUUCCAUUCAUCGGAGGAAUUGGUCAUCGGAUUUUUCUGCUCAAGCUAGGGUUCAGUCGUUUCAGUUUCACUCCAAAGGUUUGGCUGCUAAGCUUGGCGGCGGCGUUAAUGGCGGUGAUUCAAACUCCACCAUUAAAUUCGCUUGGUAUGGCGGUUCUAAAGAGAGGAUUCAGCGCAUUUUAGCUCGCGGUUUUAGCUUCCUUGACCUCGAACACAACAAUAAUGCCGCCAUUUUUCUCUCUCCUGAUCAUUCCCCUGCUCCAAGUGUUGAGAAGGCGAUUCCAGACGAAAAUGGAGUUCGACAUUUGCUACUAUGCCGAGUUCUUCUCGGAAAAUCGGAGUUAAUUCUCUCAAGCUCAGCUCAAACAGAACCAAGUUCCGAUGAAUUUGAUUCAGGAGUUGAUGAUUUUGAGAAUCCAAACAAGUACAUAAUCUGGAGUACAAAUAUGAAUUCACACAUUUUGCCUGAAUAUGUUGUUAGUUUCAUAACUCCACCGCCUUCUUCUCCUUCAAGAGGGAAUUCGCAAAAUCGGGUGAAAAUGCCAGCAUCCCCUUGGAUUUCUUUUCCAGCAUUAAUCUCAGUAUUGGGGAGAUUCUUGCCUGCUGAUGCUAUUUCCUUGAUCAGCAAGUAUCAUUUGGAGUAUAAAGAAAAGAGGAUUUCAAGACCAGAGCUUAUAAAAAUAGUGAGACAGAUAGCAGGGGAUAAGCUGCUUAUUGCUGUUAUUAAAUCUUGUAAAGGCGCUAAGGAAUUGAAGAUGCCAUUUGGUUUCUUUCGCAGUAGGAACACUAACAAGGACUAGAAAUUGAAUUUUUUGGGGGGAAGGAGCAAAGUUGUAACGCAUGAAGAGUGUUAUAGGGUUUAAUUCAUGUCAUUUUGAUUUGUUACAGUUGUAAAUUUGUAUUUUCGGAAAUGGGAGGGGCGAUAUGGAUCGGAUAUGAUAUAGAAGAAGAAAAAGAAGAAGAAGAAUUAACAUGAAUGGAUACAUGAUUAGCAUUAGUUUGUAGUGAUCCUAAAUGCUCAAAGAGCGUAUGAUGUAGUGGUUGUUUUUGUAUUGAUAGAUUAGAGCAUAUACUUGUUUCAAAUCUUGUAAUAGAACAAUCUUUUCACUACUGUGAAAGAAAAGCAAUGAAAGGGGUGGCUUAAAUGAUAA